Chaetomium fimeti is the source of this 1183-nucleotide messenger RNA. RefSeq lists its product as uncharacterized. The record is from RefSeq and is a predicted model, not a curated record. The transcript is spliced from 3 exons. Gene Ontology annotation, biological process: fungal-type cell wall organization. NCBI's taxonomy places the organism in Eukaryota, Fungi, Ascomycota, Sordariomycetes, Sordariales, Chaetomiaceae. Gene Ontology annotation, cellular component: cell cortex of cell tip; plasma membrane. The coding region runs from base 1 to 1116 and encodes 371 amino acids.
AUGACUCACACUUUCGACACCAAGCAUGUCUUGCGGGCGAUCCCGCUCGUUUGCUCUUUCAUGGCCUUCAUCCUGGUGAUGUUGGCACUCUUUGCAGGCAACAAACCCGGGGUCCUGGAAGGCCACGAGAUCAUUACAGUUGAUGCUUCCCACCUAGGUACAAACCUCGGCAACAAGGUCAAAGCCAACGCCCUCCCAGCGCCCCAACCAAACGUUGGUGAGAGAAGCGGCGUCCAGGUUCGCAGUGGCAUCGACGACGACAUUACAAAGGGGGUAGGGGGGAACGCCCACACGGGCACUUUCUACUCCCUCUACGCCCUGACAAUUUGCGAAGGCAGGCUCACAGCCGAUAACGGCCGCAAACUAACCCAAUGCUAUGCCUAUUUUUCCAGCUCCGACCAAAUCGCCACCAUCCCCGCCCUGCUCAGCGCCCGCGACGACGACGACGACGACGACGACGACGGCACCACCGCCCGCUCGCGCAGCAACAGCCAGACCCUAACGGCAGUCGGGCUAACCUACAAACUCGAAGCCGCGCUCUGCGGGCUGGACACGCUGGUGCGGGCGGUCGGGGUGCUGCUGGCGAUCGGGGCCGGGUUCACGGGCUUGUCCUUCUUCGCCAACCUGCCGGCCAUGGCCAUCAGCUCCGAGGAGUACACGCACGCCGAGACGGCCUACGACUGGGCCGUGUGGACCAACCUGACCUUUGCGUCGGGGGCGGCGCUGUUUUUGAUGUUGGGGAGCUUCGUCUCUUGUAUAGGGGCCCGCACUGCCGCGAUCAAGAUUGGCGAGAUUGGUGUGGAGGCCGGGGUGACGGCGAUGGCGGGGGAGAGUUGGACUGGGUUGUCGUUGGGCACGGCGAUGCUGAUGUGCGUGGUGCUGGUGUAUUGGACGUCCAGGGGCGUGUCCUUGCGGAAGAGGGAGAAGAGGGGGGAGAGGAGGACGAAGCGGCGGGAUGUGGAAGAGAGGGGUCGGAGGUCAGAGCCGCCGAGAACGCCACCCAAGAUGGAUUACGACGACCAUUCGCAAAGGGAAGACUCGUCGCCGUCGCCGAAAUCUCGCGAUCGGUCGAGGGACAAGCGGCGAACAUACGUUCCAACGGGCGCUAAAAAGUAAGAGCCUGCAGGCAAGCUUACCAUCAUCAAGCGACUCGGGCCAGGGCUGAUUCUCUCUGCAGCCAGGA